Messenger RNA from Parasteatoda tepidariorum (common house spider), 6568 nucleotides. RefSeq names its product U5 small nuclear ribonucleoprotein l(3)72Ab (gene Brr2). Gene Ontology annotation, molecular function: DNA helicase activity; nucleic acid binding; ATP binding. NCBI's taxonomy places the organism in Eukaryota, Metazoa, Arthropoda, Arachnida, Araneae, Theridiidae. The record is from RefSeq and is a predicted model, not a curated record. Gene Ontology annotation, biological process: resolution of meiotic recombination intermediates. Gene Ontology annotation, cellular component: nucleus.
AAUGAACAACAACUUUUACUUUUUUCAUCCUUCUUUACAACUCCACUCUAUACAAACGAAAAUAAACAAAUUUUGCUUAAAAAAAUGGCGGAUGCUGCUGCUCGUUCGCUACAAUUCGAAUAUAAAGCUAAUUCUAAUUUAGUUUUACAAGCUGAUACUCGUCUAAUAGAAAGGAGGCCUAGAGAUGAGGCUACAGGGGAAGUUGUAUCUCUUGUUGGAAAAUUGGAAGGAUCCCGUAUGGGUGAUCGAUAUCAGCGUACUAAACCGGCUAAAGCUGAGGAGAAAAAAGCUAAACGCUUAAAAAAAGAUGAAUCAAAAUAUGACUUCUCUAAGCUUAAGGGACAAACAUUACUUUCUGAAGGUAUUGAAGAUAUGGUAGGUAUUUUAUACCGACCUAAAACUGCAGAAACAAAGCAAACUUAUGAAGUGUUACUUAGCUUUAUUCAAGAAGCUUUAGGUGAUCAACCUAGAGAUAUUUUGUGUGGAGCAGCUGAUGAAGUCCUUGCAGUCCUAAAAAAUGAACGAAUUCGAAAUGACCUAGAAAGGAGAAAAGAAACCGAAGGGCUACUUGGUAGUUUGGCCCAAGAACGAUAUGCAGUUUUAGUUAACUUGUGCAAGAAAAUUAAUGAUUAUGGAGUUGAUGACAAAGUUCAAACUACUGAAGAUAAUAUUGAUGAAACCUAUGGUGUGAAUGUGCAGUUUGAAGAAUCUGAUGACGAAGAAGAAGAUAUAUGUGGAGAAGUUAAAGAUGAUGACUCUAAUGAUGAAAAUGAAGGUGACGAAGCUGUUGUUGACAGUACUCUUCAUGCCACAAAUUUAGGUGCAAGCCAAGACACCCUUGGAAAGAGUGGUAAAGGAUUGCAUCCUCGAGAUAUUGAUGCAUAUUGGCUGCAGAGAAAGCUAAGUAAGUUUUAUGAUGAUCCUGUUAUUGCCCAAACCAGAGCUGGAGAAGUUUUGGAAAUCUUAAAAACGGCUGUUGAUGACCGAGAUGUUGAAAAUCAGUUGGUUUUACUUCUGGGUUACAACCAAUUUGAGUUCAUUAAAAUUUUGCGUCAGCGUAGGCAAAUGAUUUUAUACUGUACUCUUCUUGCUUCUUUGCAAAGUGGCGCAGAAAAAACCAAGUUAAAAGAAAAAAUGCAAAAUGAUCCAGAACUUGAAAAAAUACUACGUCAGUUGGAAAACACUGAAAAGGAAGAUAUUAUUCAAGAGGAGCGAGAAAGGCGUGCUCAAGUCCGCCAAGCUCGAGUGGAUGCUGACAUAGAAGCUAUGGACAUUGAUGGUGAAAGUGUUCCUCAAUUACAGCAGUGCCGUAUGCUAGAUUUGGAAGAUCUUACGUUUGCACAUGGUAGCCACUUUAUGGCCAAUAAACGUUGUCAAUUGCCUGAUGGAUCUUUUAGAAAACAAAGGCGUGGCUAUGAAGAAAUCCAUGUUCCAGCAUUGAAACCCAAACCUUUUGAUUCUAGUGAAUCUUUAAUGCCUAUUGAAAAACUACCCAAGUAUGUUCAGCAUGCAUUUGAAGGAUACAAAAGCCUAAAUCGAAUCCAAAGCCGUCUAUGCAAAGCUGCAUUAGAGACUGAUCAAAAUUUACUUUUAUGUGCUCCAACUGGUGCUGGUAAAACAAAUGUUGCAUUGUUGUGUAUGAUGCGAGAAAUAGGAAAACACAUUAAUGCAGACGGAACUAUUAAUGCUGAUGAGUUUAAAAUUAUAUAUGUUGCUCCCAUGCGAUCUUUGGUACAAGAAAUGGUUGGUAAUUUCAGUAAACGACUUAGUUCUUAUAACAUUCAAGUAUCUGAAUUGACUGGUGAUCAUCAGCUUACAAGAGAACAAAUUAAUGCUACUCAAGUUAUUGUGUGCACCCCUGAAAAGUGGGACAUUGUUACUAGAAAAGGUGGUGAACGUACCUAUACACAACUUGUUAGGUUGAUGAUUUUUGAUGAAAUUCAUCUCCUGCACGAUGAAAGAGGACCUGUUCUAGAAGCUUUGGUGGCAAGGACUAUCCGUAAUAUUGAAAUGACACAAGAGGAAGUGCGUCUUGUUGGUCUAAGUGCUACUUUGCCAAAUUAUGAAGAUGUAGCCAGUUUCCUGAGAGUAACUCCAUCCACUGGUCUAUUUUAUUUUGAUAACAGUUUCAGGCCUGUCCCUCUGGAGCAACAGUAUAUUGGUAUUACUGAAAAGAAGCCCAUUAAACGAUUUAUGCUGAUGAAAGAAAUUUUAUAUGAAAAAGUCAUGGAGCAUGCCGGUAAAAAUCAAGUUUUGAUUUUUGUUCAUUCGAGAAAAGAGACUGGAAAAACUGCUAGAGAAAUUAGAGAUAUGUGUUUAGAAAAAGAUACACUUGGGCAAUUUUUGCGUGGAGGCUCCGCAUCUACAGCUGUAUUAGAAACUGAAGCGAACCAAGUAAAAAAUUUGGAGUUGAAAGAUCUUUUGCCUUAUGGUUUUGCUAUCCAUCAUGCUGGUAUGAGCCGUGUAGACCGUACUUUAGUUGAAGAUCUGUUCGCUGAUCGUCACAUUCAAGUGCUUGUUUCAACUGCUACUUUAGCUUGGGGUGUCAAUCUUCCUGCUCACACUGUCAUCAUAAAAGGCACUCAAGUUUACAGUCCUGAAAAAGGGCGAUGGGUUGAGUUAGGAGCAUUGGAUGUCCUUCAAAUGUUGGGUAGAGCUGGUAGACCACAGUAUGAUACCAAAGGAGAAGGUAUUUUAAUAACUAACCAUAGUGAAUUGCAGUAUUAUUUAUCCUUGUUAAAUCAACAAUUACCUGUUGAAAGUCAAAUGAUUAGCAAACUUCCUGACAUGUUAAAUGCAGAAAUCGUCCUUGGUAAUAUUCAAAACAUGAAAGAAGCAGUUACUUGGCUAGGAUAUUCAUACUUAUAUAUACGUAUGCUCAGAAAUCCUUCUCUUUAUGGCAUUCUAGAUAGUUCGGAGGAUCAGUUACUAGAAAAGCAUAGAGCUGAUUUGAUUUUUACUGCUGCGAAUUUGUUAGAUAAGAGUAAUCUUCUGAAGUUUGAUAAAAAAGCUGGUGUAUUUCAAAUAACUGAAAUUGGAAGAAUUGCAAGUCAUUAUUAUUGCACUUUUGAGACAAUGACUACAUAUACACAGCUAUUGAAGCAAACAUUGAGUGAAAUUGAACUCUUCCGUGUGUUUUCAUUGUCUAGUGAAUUCAAAAACUUAAAUAUCCGAGAAGAAGAAAAGCUAGAAUUACAAAAACUUAUGGAACGAGUUCCUAUUCCAAUUAAGGAAAGCAUUGAAGAAUCAAGUGCUAAAGUGAAUGUAUUGCUUCAGGCUUAUAUUUCUCAGCUGAAACUUGAAGGCUUGGCAUUAAUGGCUGAUAUGGUUUACAUAACUCAAAGUGCAGAUAGAUUGAUGCGAGCCAUUUUUGAAAUCGUGCUUCAUAGAGGUUGGGCACAAUUGACAGAUAAGGCUCUGAGUUUGUGUAAAAUGAUAAAACGUCGAAUGUGGCAAUCAAUGUCACCUCUUCGUCAAUUUAAAAAGAUACCAGAAGAAGUUGUAAAGAAAAUAGAAAAGAAAAAUUUCCCUUGGGAGAGACUAUAUGAUUUGGGACCCAAUGAAAUUGGUGAGCUUUUAAGAAUGCCUAAAUUAGGUAAAACUGUUCAUAAAUAUGUACAUCAGUUCCCAAAACUGGAGCUAUCUGCUCACAUUCAGCCUGUAACUCGAGCUACAUUGCGAGUAGAGUUGACUAUUACACCUGAUUUCCAGUGGGAUGAAAAAGUUCAUGGUAGCUCUGAAGCUUUCUGGAUUCUGGUUGAAGAUGUAGAUAGUGAAGUUAUUCUUCAUCAUGAGUAUUUCUUACUCAAAAGCAAGUUCUGUCAGGAUGAACAUAUAGUGAAAUUUUUUGUUCCUGUGUUUGAGCCUCUUCCGCCUCAAUAUUUUAUUAGAAUCGUGUCUGACCAGUGGAUAGGAUCAGAAACCCAAUUGCCUGUAUCAUUUCGUCAUCUGAUACUUCCUGAAAAGUAUCCUCCUCCAACCGAGCUUUUGGACUUGCAACCUUUACCUGUGUCUGCUUUGCAAAAUCCUUUCUUUGAAUCUUUAUACAAAGACAAGUUUCCCUAUUUCAAUCCUAUUCAAACACAGGUAUUUAACUCUGUAUAUAACAGUGAUGACAAUGUAUUUAUCGGAGCUCCCACUGGAAGUGGAAAGACCAUCUGUGCUGAAUUUGCAGUAUUACGCCUGCUCUCUCAAAAUGCUGAUGCUCGUUGUGUUUAUGUCACUCCUAAAGAACCGCUUGCUGAAAUAAUUUAUGCUGAUUGGACUGUUAAAUUUUCUUCCCAACCCAUGAAUAAAAAAGUUGUUUUAUUAACUGGUGAAACUGGUACAGAUUUGAAGCUUUUGGCUAAAGGCAACAUUAUUAUAAGUACUCCUGAGAAGUGGGACGUAUUAUCACGAAGGUGGAAGCAACGUAAAAAUGUCCAGAACAUAAAUUUGUUUAUUGUUGAUGAAUUGCAACUGAUUGGUGGAGAAGAUGGCCCUAUUUUAGAAGUUAUUUGCUCACGUAUGAGAUAUAUCUCAUCACAGAUUGAAAAGCCUAUUCGUAUUGUUGCUUUGAGCUCAUCUCUAGCCAAUGCCAAAGAUGUUGCUCAAUGGUUAGGAGCAAGUCCUAACUCUACAUUCAACUUUCCACCAAAUGUAAGGCCUGUACAACUUGAGCUCCAUAUCCAAGGAUUUAACAUCACACAUAAUGCUUCUCGUCUUCUUGCUAUGAGUAAGCCUGUGUACCAAGCAAUUACAAGACUUUCACCAAGAAAACCCGUUAUCGUUUUUGUUCCUUCUCGAAAACAAUCUCGAUUAACUGCAAUUGAUAUCUUGACUUACUGUGCGUCAGAAGCACAGCCUACUCGUUUCCUCCAUUGUACUGAUGACGAUAUCCAACCGUUUGUUGAUAAAAUUCAGGAUAAGACUUUAAAAGAAACUAUUGGCAAUGGUGUUGCCUACUUGCAUGAAGGUUUGAGUACAAAUGAUACUAAAACUAUUGGGCAACUUUUUGAUAGUGGUGCUAUCCAAGUUGUUGUAGUAUCAAGAAAUCUUUGCUGGGGUUUAUCACUAUCAGCUUAUUUAGUGGUCAUAAUGGAUACUCAGUUUUAUAAUGGAAAGAUUCAUACCUAUGAAGAUUAUUCCAUAACUGAUGUUCUUCAGAUGGUUGGGCGUGCAAAUCGUCCAACUAUUGAUGAUGAUGGAAAGUGUGUUCUUUUAUGUCAGAGCUCUAAGAAGGAUUUUUUCACAAAAUUUUUAUAUGAACCUUUGCCGGUUGAAAGCCAUUUAGAUCAUUGUCUUCAUGAUCACUUUAAUGCUGAAAUUGUGACCAAAACCAUCGAUAACAAGCAAGAUGCUGUUGAUUAUUUAACUUGGACUUUCCUGUACAGAAGAAUGACGCAGAAUCCAAACUAUUAUAAUCUGCAAGGUGUAACCCAUAGGCAUUUAUCUGACCACUUAUCGGAGCUUGUUGAAAAUACUUUGAAUGAUCUUGAGCAAUCUCGAUGCAUUAACAUUGAAGAUGAAAUGGAUGUAUCGCCUUUGAACUUGGGAAUGAUUGCUGCCUAUUAUUAUAUAAAUUACACCACAAUUGAGUUAUUCAGUGUUUCUCUCAAUAGCAAAACUAAAAUUAGGGGUCUGUUAGAAAUAAUAAGUUCUGCCGCUGAAUAUGAAAGUGUACCAAUUCGACAUCGUGAGGAUAAUUUACUGAAGCAACUUGCCAACAGAUUACCUAAUAAGUUGACUAACCCUAAAUUUAGUGAUCCUCAUGUGAAGACCAAUUUACUCUUACAGGCUCAUUUAUCGCGCAUGCAGUUAUCAGCUGAACUUCAGUCUGAUACUGAAGAGAUCCUGAGCAAAGCUAUCCGUUUAAUUCAAGCCUGUGUUGAUGUGUUGAGCUCCAAUGGUUGGUUGUCACCUGCUAUUGCUUCUAUGGAACUUGCUCAAAUGGUAACACAAGCUAUGUGGAGUAAAGACUCCUAUUUGAAACAGCUUCCCCAUUUUACCACUGAGAUAAUCAAGCGUUGUACCGAUUCAGAAAUCAACACUGUAUUUGAUGUCAUGGAACUCGAAGACGAAGACAGAAACCGACUUUUACAGCUGAAUGACGCUCAAAUGGCUGAUGUUGCUAGAUUCUGCAACAGAUAUCCAAACAUUGAGCUGACAUACGACGUUCAGAACAGAGAAAACAUUGUGAGUGGAGAGACAGUUAUAGUGAAUGUGCAACUCGAGAGAGAAGACGAAGUGACUGGUCCUGUUAUUGCUCCUUUGUUUCCGCAAAGACGUGAGGAAGGUUGGUGGGUAGUUAUUGGAGAUCCUAAAACAAACUCUCUCAUUUCCAUAAAGAGACUUACAUUACAGCAAAAGGCUAAGAUCAAACUUGACUUUGUAGCUCCUAGUCCUGGGGAUCAUACUUAUACAUUGUAUUACAUGAGUGAUUCCUACAUGGGCUGUGAUCAAGAAUAUAGGUUCAAUAUCAGAAUAAAUGAACCUGGCAGAAGAGGAUCAGAUAGUGACAGUGAUUAAGUUUAUUCUCAUUCUCGUUUUUAAUGGUGUAAAGCUUUGAAUAAAAUGAUUGAUGGACUAA